Monomorium pharaonis (pharaoh ant) is the source of this 3439-nucleotide messenger RNA. It is a transcript of the gene Dh44-R1, whose product is annotated as diuretic hormone receptor. Gene Ontology annotation, molecular function: peptide hormone binding; diuretic hormone receptor activity; G protein-coupled peptide receptor activity. NCBI's taxonomy places the organism in Eukaryota, Metazoa, Arthropoda, Insecta, Hymenoptera, Formicidae. Gene Ontology annotation, cellular component: plasma membrane. The record is from RefSeq and is a predicted model, not a curated record. The transcript has 13 exons. Gene Ontology annotation, biological process: cell surface receptor signaling pathway; adenylate cyclase-modulating G protein-coupled receptor signaling pathway. The coding region runs from base 1531 to 2955 and encodes 474 amino acids.
CAUAUAUACGUAUCUACUUCCAUGCAGCGCGUUUGCGAUGGAGACAGGGAGACCUGAUUGUUAGUUGAGUGUUAAAAUGUGCACCAAUCGACCAAUUGCAGACCAAUCGACUGAGUCAAUUUUCCGUUUGAAAUUUACAGUUCUUCGCAGUCUACAGUGUACCAUGCAGCGAAUGAGAAGAUGUAUUUUUUUUGCCAAUUUUCAACUAUUUCUAUAAUCGUGUAAUUGUAAUAAUGCUGCAUCAAAUGCAGAUAAUACAUCGAAAGGUGUUCGAAAGAAAUCCUUUUUAUCUGCUGCUCCUCGAUGGAAUGACGGGAUGACGGGAUGACGAUUCAACAACCCCAUUGAUGACCACCUCGUGGAUACAAUAUUUUGUGUGAAGGAGCGGCGGAGGGAAAUUACAAACAGCGCAUGCUCGUCCGUACUCCUUCCUUGUUCCUUGUCCUGUAUCCGUAAUCGCUCCAGUAGCAGCUCAGUCGUCAUCAUCGACUCUAGGCGCCGGUCUUGAAAAUCUGUAUUAAAGCGUGAGACUGCAAACAGAGCACUCUGCUAGAAUUGGUAUAAUUAAUUUUGUAUUGGCAUUUUGAAAAGGAUAUUAAAGAAAUUAAAUGCUGAAAUUCGGUCUUCUGCAAAAUUCUUACGUUGCUUAACAUAAAUAUAUAUGUUUCAUUUUAUUAUUAUUUUAUAUGUGUUUUAUUUUGUUGUAUUUAUAUUUAUAUUUAUUUUAUAUCUUAUAUUUUAUACAUUAAAUUUAUUUCAUUAUUAUUUAUAGCAUAUGUAAGAGCUUGUACAACUAUAUCUGUUGCUGUAAUUGCGUUCAGAUUUGAUAUUUACAAAUAAUAUUGAAUUGAAUUUAGACAAACUUGUACAGAGUAUUUUUUACCAAAUUCUUUACUUCAUAUUUUAAUUUUUUCAUAAAUUUCAAGUCAUUUUUUUUCUCUUUAAAAACUGUCAAAGGUUGAUCCUACUUCCUACUUUCAAACGAUUAAAAGUGAAGAAUUGUUUAAACAUGUAAAUUCAAGAGAAUACAUGAUACACGUGAAUAACAUAAAAUCAGUAAAAUUUAUAAUGUAAAAAUUAUAAUUGUACUAAUUUUUAGCAAUUUGACAAUGCUGCGUCGCGUCAUAAAACUGAUUUUUUGACGUCGCGACGCACCGCAUCGGUAUCGCUGCGUAAAGCAAUGUGAUCAGUAGUGGCUAUUUGUUCCAGAAUUCGGAACACGUGUCAACAACGUAGUCGCGUGUUAUUAAGCGUAUCGUAAACCGAUAGACGCAGCUUGGGCGGUGAUAAUAUUAGAAGUAUUUGCUUUCAAAAAAGAAUGUUUAUGUAAUACAAUAUAAAAUAUACGACAUGAUAUUGUGCAUGGUGUAUUGGUGAUAAAAUGUAACAUAAUGUUUGUCCUCGUAGCCUGUGAGAACAUAGUCCCAUUAUCAGCACACGACAAAGGCAGCAUCAAAAUGAUACAUUUGUUUUCUCAAGUCGAGACAUCUUCAGUGGAAAGAAUACAAGAGACCGACGCGGUGAUCGGACAUGGCCUGGCACUCUCUGAAUGGAACAAAGCCAUUGGUCGGCGACAAUUACGUGUUGAAUGUUUUGAAUUACAUUAACGAACUGAAUGAAUCGUUCAGCGUUGAGCAGCUCAAGUGUCUUGAACGCGAAAAUCAGGAACUCGAAAAUCAGAAGCAGGAACAACAGGAAUGCCAAGUCAGCUGGGAUACCAUACUGUGCUGGCCUCGAACGCUUUCCGGUACCCUGGCUACUAUUCCAUGCUUUGACGAACUCAACGGAAUACCUUACGAUAACACUCAAAAUGCUAGUCGCUGGUGUUGGCCGAAUGGAACCUGGGACAAUUAUUCCAAUUAUUCCAUGUGCCGUGACGUACGAUUACCAACUAUCGAGCCCGGUAUAGAAAUUACGACUACGCUAUAUUUCAUCGGUUACAGCAUCUCCUUGUUUACUUUAAUAAUGGCGGUCUGCAUAUUCAUAUACUACAAAGAGUUACGGUGUCUCAGAAACAACAUACACACGAAUCUAAUGUUUACUUAUAUUCUGGCUGAUUUAACAUGGAUUUUAACGACUGUGAUGCAGGUGUCUAUGCAAACGGAUAUACCGACUUGUGUGACAUUCUUCUCACUUCUUCAUUAUUUCCACUUGACAAACUUCUUUUGGAUGUUUGUCGAAGGUCUAUAUCUGUAUUUGUUGGUCGUGAAAACCUUCACUGGUGACAAUAUCAAACUGAGGCUCUGUCUAAUGAUUGGCUGGGGUGUCCCGGUGUUCGUGAUAGCUAUGUGGGGAAUCGCCAAGUCGCUGAAUCAAAAAGUCAUGAACCACCUCAUGAAUCAGACUAACCAGGAAGUGACGCUUUGGAGGCAUUGUCCUUGGAUGAUACCGCAUCCAUAUGACUGGUUUUAUCAAGUAGCCGCUAUAAUAGUCUUAGCAGUAAACAUGGUGUUCCUUUUCAUGAUUAUGCGGGUGCUGAUAACAAAACUCUGGUCUUCUAAUAACGUGGAGACGCAGCAAUAUCGAAAAGCCAGUAAAGCUCUUUUGGUGUUAAUACCACUUCUAGGAGUCACAUACGUGCUGGUGAUAGCUGGACCUACCGAAGGUCAAGUCGCAAAUGCAUUCUCCUAUGCGCGCGCGAUUCUGCUUUCUUCGCAGGGAUUCUUCGUGGCGUUGUUUUACUGCUUUCUUAAUACUGAAGUACAAAAUACAGUUAGACAUCAUUUUGCACGAUGGAGCACCGCGCGAAAUCUUGGCACCCGCCGGAGGUAUUAUAACAAUUGGUCCCCUCGUUCAAGAACGGAGAGCAUAAGAUUGUGCCAGCCGUCAAAUCCGUAUCGAAAGCGAGAGUCUACGGUAAGUGAAACUACUACUACGACAGUGAUAGGCCUGAAUUCCACUACAACGUUCCUCGAUAAAUCCAAAGAGGUUAUCUCGGAGGAUCUCAAUGAAUGAGACAAGAUUCGCGAGAAAGAUUUCAAAGCUAUAGAAGUGACAAACUAUACUGUUACGUGGUACUCUUGACGGGCGAACUAAUGGCAGUUAGUUUAAAAACUGAAAAUCUUCGAAUUUUUCAUGGCUUUUCAAUGAGAAUAAUUUGUGAAUUAAUGAUAAUCAUGUUCAUAUAAACACAAUUUACACAAAAGAAAUAUUCUUCAUAGUCGAUAUUUUCAUAUCUCGCCAAGACUUUAACAUAUUAUUAUUACGGUCUUGUUGAACUACGUACGACGAACUACGACAACACAACUGCGAAAAAUUAUAUGGAUUUCAUUUUUGACAAUCAUAAUACAUGCCAGCGUUAUAACUCGUUAUCGACAAUGUCGAUUUGUAAAAUAUAGCAAAGAUUUUUUUUCACUUUCUAAAUUAGGAAAUAAAUCUUGAUUAAGUAUAAAUCACACAAUCCAUCUUUCUUAAAAAUAUAAGAUAUUAUGUAGAGAGA